Messenger RNA from Penicillium diatomitis, 678 nucleotides. RefSeq lists its product as uncharacterized. The transcript has a single exon. NCBI's taxonomy places the organism in Eukaryota, Fungi, Ascomycota, Eurotiomycetes, Eurotiales, Aspergillaceae. The record is from RefSeq and is a predicted model, not a curated record. The coding region runs from base 1 to 678 and encodes 225 amino acids.
AUGAGCUCCUAUCUCGCAUCUUUCAAAAGCUCCUCCUCUAUUUCCAAUGUUCUGGGAUCACGGCUCAACAGCUUGCGCCGAGCCAUCUCUCUAGGCGACGAGGGGGACGACCCAGACAACGAGGAUUGCUCCCAUAUCUCUAAUGCGCUACGUGCCUAUUACACCGAGAAGGGAAGAUCGUUCCCUGCAUGGCUUCCUCCAGAUCCUAAGGCUCCAGCCCCUGCCGCAUCUCGGCCCAUUGCGACUGCCUCCGGACAACACGGACAAGGGGCGCCCAGUGGUGCUUACGGCCGGAAUAGUGGUGGUGGACUCGGUGACCUCUGGGGUGAUUCAGGUGCACCCUCACCGGCAAGCGCUCAGACAGCCAGUCUUCGCCGGGGUCGCGGCAGUGGUGCGAGCGGUGCCAGUGGGUCAAUGAUUGCACCUCAAAGCGCUUCUCCGGGGCCCCUGAUGUCGCCUCCCCCUCAAAAUUUCCAGCCUCAUGCACCUUCGGCAGCUCGACCGCUACCUUCUCAACGGUCUGGAUCAUAUCAGUCAUCGCAGUCCAGUCAGGAUAGCAGAUCUGGGGCAGGAUCGGCGCAGGAACGAUUGCGGGCUCGCCUGCACGGUGGCAGAUCUCCUAGUCCAGGAAAUCUCGACCCUAGCGUGCGCAAGCCUGUCGGAGGGAGACAGUGGUAG